AGUGGCUGUUGACUGCUGUCAAGUCACGUAUGUGUCGUCGGUCGUUGUGCAAGUACGUAUAAUCUAAAAAUUCCGCGUAAAUUGUUUCAAAGCUAUCAAAUCUUUGUUUUACGUGCAUAAAAAAUUACUCCACUCGAUUGCAUUAUUCUCCCUACAAAAUGUCAUCAUCAAAAUCAAGCGUAGAUGAUCUUCUUGGAGAAUCGUGGGUAGAUGUAAGUGCUAGCUCAACGUGUGGCUCCCAAAGUGGAGGUACUCCUGGAUCUAUAACUCAUCAGCUAUCAGUUGAAGAUUACUUACGUUUACUAAAAGAAGCUCAAGAAUCCAAUCAGUCCUCGGCUAGAGUUUCAUUAGCUGGGUCUCGACGAGAUUCCCCACGCAGCAGCCCAAAAUCACCUCCGAAUAGUCCUGUACAAGGUACACCGUUAAAUCUGGAAUGGCAAUCAUAUUAUAUGAACACUGAAGCCAAAGACGAUUCAGAUUUUUUCAACGAUUGGAGUAGUCGUCCCGAUCAGUUGCCACCAAAAAAUUGGAGUUUCCGUCCCCCAAAAAGAGAUCUCUUGAGCAUCCGAUAUGCCCGAGUCGGUAAUAGUAGCGUUUUCUCUCGUAAAGGGUUGUGCACAUUAUUUUUAACCAAUUUAAUAUCUCUGCUGCUAGGCACGGGCGUUGGCCUUUGGCUUAGUAAGCACGGUUUCUUCGUACCCUCGGUUAAGGUCCACUAAACUAGAGAUCUUGUCGGUGUUCCAAGCUGGCUGGAAAUAAAUAAGAUAAGCUGUGUUUUUUAUAUAUGCCUACAUGAUUAUUUUUCAAUUAAUCAAAAGCAUUUUUAGGGUUUUUACGACGGGGUUGUUUUAUAACCGUUGUAUUAAUCAGUAACUAGAAACAUUCUAGAGUGCCUUCAUUACAAAAAAGAAAAAAAACAUAUGUUUACUCUUGAUGAAGAGCGUUACAUAUGUGAAGCUUUGGGCAACUACUCGUAGUAAUUUAAAGCUGAAAGUUGUGAGUUCAUAUUUAAUAUUGAUCUGGCUCUAAGCUGUACACAUUUAUACUGUGAAUCUCUUCCAGGUGUUUUAAACACCUUAAAAUUCGGUUAUGUAGCAACCCAGUCUUUAACCCAGAGUACUGCUUUACUUGUAAUAUUCUAACUUCAUUUACUUUUUAAGUAUGAAUCCUUUCCUCCACAAGGAUUUUAAAUUGAAACAAACUUGUUUUUAAAUAAUUUGACUUAGUUUGUGAAUGCUGCCUUGUGAAUGAGACUGGGAUUUUUCUACUGUAGGUAGUGGAUCAUGAUCACCACUUAAAAUCUGCUUAUUUUAUAUUUUUUAUUAGUUCAGAACUAAAUACCCAUAUUUAUGUUAUGAUAAUCUAGUAUAAUUUAUAGUACUAUUGUUACUAGAACUUGAUAGUCAAAAUUUUUUGUUCUACGUAACUUUUCCAAUUCUGGAAAAUUAAUCAUUAUUGUUCUUUAAAUUAAAGAUCUGAUCGUCCUGACAAAGUAAAUGUGUUUGUUUUAUUUGAAAUCUGUAACAUGACAGGAUUCCCAUAUUCAUAUAUUUUUUGUACAAAUACUUUUUGUAUUAAAAAAAUAUAUUUUUUUAAUAAAAUAUAGAAAAACGAAAAGUUUACCAUAAUGUGUCUGCUCUAUUUAUUCCAAAGUAACUGGAAAGUUAACAGUUUUAUAUUAGAAUAUUCAUGUCACAAAAAUAUACUAAAUUCAGGUAAUAAUGAUAAACUUACAUAGAUGAACUGUUAACUUGGAAAUUUAAAAAUUAUGUGGAAUUAUGUCAUGCCUAUGAUUCCUUUUAUAAAAUACUUCACAAAUAACUCAAUAUAUAAAUAGUAGUAUUGAUCGGAACCUUGUUUAAAUUGCUGUAGAAUAUUUCUAAAAUAGGAGUAGGUAAUAUUUAACUAUACGUAUGAAAUCUUUCACUUUUAUAAAACAUUAACUGUGGCAUUAACUACAUUUUCUACAUGGUCGAGAUAUUAAAAAAACUUCUAAAAAUAUUCACAAACUUUAUUCUGGAUCCCAGUAAUGUUUUGAUUAUAGGAAUUUGUUGGUAAGCCAGUGAUUGAGCAAUAAUGGUUAUUUAUUAUCUAGUAUUUAAAGUUAUUAUUAUUGAAAUUAGUAAAUAUAUAAAUUUACUUUUUCAUUGUGACAUGUUUCGAUAAAAAUUUUGUUAGUCAUGUUCUGAUUUGUAUAUAUUUAUGUAUGUGUUAAAAUAUCUAUCAGACUUAGCUGAAAUGCGUGUAUAGUGUGAAUAUUUUGUUGAAAUCAUAUACAUAUCUUGUAUCUUAACUACGACAAGCUGAUAUAGACCAAUUACUCAAAUAUAUUGAUUAUGAUAAUCACUCGAAAAUAUAAAAUAGUUUCAUCCUUAGGUAGAAGUUUUAGUUCUGGCCAACGCUAUAUUCACAUUAUAGGUGUUUCUGUUUAUGUACAUAUACUUAUGUGUUUAAAAGUAUCAAUAAAUUUUUUAAUUCCUUGA
Messenger RNA from Anoplophora glabripennis (Asian longhorned beetle), 2483 nucleotides. RefSeq names its product BCL2/adenovirus E1B 19 kDa protein-interacting protein 3-like (gene BNIP3). Gene Ontology annotation, cellular component: mitochondrial envelope; nucleus; mitochondrial outer membrane. NCBI's taxonomy places the organism in Eukaryota, Metazoa, Arthropoda, Insecta, Coleoptera, Cerambycidae. The transcript is spliced from 3 exons. Gene Ontology annotation, biological process: mitochondrial outer membrane permeabilization; positive regulation of apoptotic process. The record is from RefSeq and is a predicted model, not a curated record. The coding region runs from base 159 to 719 and encodes 186 amino acids.